Molecule: messenger RNA, 1811 nt
Organism: Anarrhichthys ocellatus (wolf-eel)
Lineage: Eukaryota; Metazoa; Chordata; Actinopteri; Perciformes; Anarhichadidae
Gene: nol10
Product: nucleolar protein 10
Exons: 15
Coding region: 99-1811 (570 amino acids)
Biological process (GO): maturation of SSU-rRNA from tricistronic rRNA transcript (SSU-rRNA, 5.8S rRNA, LSU-rRNA)
Cellular component (GO): small-subunit processome; nucleus; nucleolus
Source: RefSeq, a predicted model, not a curated record
UUCCUGUUUUUGCUCCGAAGCAACAACGUGGAUCCAGUGCAGCACACCGGUGUGCGAUAUCUGUGUUAUGUGUGACCAGAGUCUGUUCACUCCCCACAAUGCAGAUAUCCAGUGUGAAUGACGUGAAGAUUUACAAUUUAAGCCAUGGGAAAUCCCUUCCAGAGUGGCUGUCAGAUCGGAAGAAGAGACAGUUACAAAAGAAAGAUGUCGACAUCCAGCGCAGGAUUGAGCUCAUCCAGGACUUUGAGAUGCCCAUGGUGUGCACCUCUAUCAAAGUGUCCAGGGACGGUCAGUUCAUCCUGGCAACAGGCACUUACAAACCCAGGAUUCGCUGCUACGACACCUACCAGUUGUCCCUGAAGUUUGAGCGCUGUCUGGAUUCAGACGUUGUGGCUUUUGACAUCCUGUCUGAUGACUACUCUAAGUUGGUGUUUCUGCACUCUGACCGCUACGUGGAGUUCCACUCCCAGCACGGACACUACUACAAGACGCGUAUUCCCAAGUUCGGACGGGACUUCUCUUACCACUACCCCUCCUGUGACCUCUAUUUUGUGGGCACCAGUUCCGAGGUGUUCAGACUGAAUCUGGAACAAGGGCGCUUCCUCAACUCACUGCAGACGGAUGCUGUGGAAAACAAUGUGUGUGACAUCAACCCCGUCCAUCACUUGUUUGCCACAGGAACCUCUGAGGUAAGUGCCAUGGCAGGCUGUGUUCCAGAUUGUGAUUUCUGUGUGUUUUGCUUAUUUGUGUCAGGUUUGUCUCACCUGGUGGGAUCAUCUCUCCUGAGAGCCUACAUGCACGGCUAUUUCAUGGACAUCCGGCUUUAUCACAAGGUCAAAAGCAUGGCCAAUCCUUUCGCAUACGAGGAGUAUCGCAAGGAUAAGAUCCGCCAGAAGAUCGAGGAAUCCAGGACCCAGAGAGUGCAGGUUAAGAAGCUGCCCAAGGUAAACAAGGAGCUGGCCCUCAAGCUGAUGGAGGAGGGUGACGACGAGGCAGAGCUGGCUUCUCGGAAAAAGAAGGGCAAGGCUCUCCCCAGCGUCCUGGGAGACGACCGCUUCAAGGUGAUGUUCGAAAACCCGGACUACCAGGUGGACGAUCAGAGCGAGGAGUUCCGCCUCCUCAACCCCAUCGUCUCCAAGGUGGGACAGAAGAGGCAGAAGAAGCUGCGUCUGCUGGCCCAGCAGGCUGCCGCUUCCGAACAGGCGGAUGAGGACGAUAAGGAGCCUGAGGGGCGAGCCAGCUCCGAGGAGGAGAGCUCAGACGAUGACAAGAGCUGGGUGGAGGAGGUGAGGGAGCAGCGGAGGCUGAUCUGGGAGGAGGGCCGGGACCGCCGGAGGCAGGGGAGGAAAGAAGCGGACCGCAACACCGUCCUGCUUGAAAGGGACCAGAGCGGAGGAGAGGAAACCUCAAACAUGGCCGAGGGCAAGAAGACAAGUCGGCCUCAGUAUUAUCAGAUCAAAGCUGGGGAGGAGUUCAGAAGUUUUAACGACGUGGCCCGCAAGCAGAGACUACAAAAGGCUUCUUUGGAGGACCGUCUGAAGUUGGAGGAGCACUCAGGAACCAGCAACAUGACCGACACCGCAGUCGGCAGCAAGCAGCUGACCUUCACUCUCAAAAAGUCGGAGCAGCAGAGGAAGCAGCAGCAGGCGGAAUGGGAACACCACGAGGAGAGGAGGAAGCUGAGGCGCUCGGCCGGACACCUGAGCAGCGACCGCGGGAGAGGACGCGGCGGUGGCGGCAGGAGAGGACGCGGCGGCGGCAGCGGGAGAGGACGCGGCGGGGGAAGAGGAGGAGGGAGAGGCCACUACUGA